This is a messenger RNA of Melanotaenia boesemani (Boeseman's rainbowfish), 2305 nucleotides long. It is a transcript of the gene plin6, whose product is annotated as perilipin 6. Bases 228 to 1616 code for a protein of 462 amino acids. Gene Ontology annotation, cellular component: cytosol; lipid droplet. The record is from RefSeq and is a predicted model, not a curated record. NCBI's taxonomy places the organism in Eukaryota, Metazoa, Chordata, Actinopteri, Atheriniformes, Melanotaeniidae. The transcript is spliced from 7 exons. Gene Ontology annotation, biological process: positive regulation of triglyceride storage; lipid storage.
CUGAAUGAGCGUUCUGUGCAGCAGCUGCUGCUGAGAGAGCUCAGGCUGCUUCAGAUGAUGCAGAGAAAAGCUGAUUUUCAUGCUGGUUUUUGGCUCAACAGGCCCCGGCUUUGUGGACGCUCAGCAGCUGACUGCCUCAUGCUGGAAUCAGAAGUUAAAACCAGAACGACAGAUAUGAUCUGUGACCUCUCUUUAAUUUGCUUCUCUUUAGAUACAGUGAAGAAGAAAUGGCAGCCCAUCUAGACCAUAAGACCAGUGCCUUACAAAGAGUUUCCAGUCUACCUUUGGUCCGCUCAGCGUUACAGUCGGUGACAUCAGCAUAUCUGGGGGUUAAAGAUCGCUACCCUCUGCUGGGUCUGGUGGGAGGAGUGGCAGAGGUCGGAGUUCUCAGCAUCUCAGAAGAGGCCCUAAGACAAGCCACACCUCUUCUCCAGAGUCUGGAGCCUCAGAUUGAAGUUGCCAACAGUUUUGCUCUUGAAGGUCUUGACAUCCUGGAAAGAAACUUUCCAAUCCUAAACCAGUCGACAGAAGAGGUGAUGACUCACUUGAAGGACGCUCUUUUCUUGACCCUGGACGACAUGCAGAUGUGGGUGGAUGGAGCUCUGGAUCAGCUGGAGCAUCUGGGUGAUGCAGUUCGGACGACCCUACAGCAGCUGCAGGAAACUGAGGUGGGCCAAGCCGCCUCAUCAGGACUGGACAACGUGCUGAGUCGUUUGGAGGAUGCCACUGCAUAUUACCUGCCCCUCCCACCUUUGCUGCGUCAGGAAUGGGAGAUGAGGGUGCAGGAGUUAGAGGAUGAAGACGAGGAUGACGAGCCCAGCCUGUGGAUCAGGGUCCGCAGCCUCCUGCUGGCCCUCAGCCUGCAGCUUUACUAUCGUAUGAUGAAGAUCAGAGAGCUGCUGCAGAUAGCUAUGGGGACGAUGGGAGACGCCGCUGACAAGGUGGGUCUGAGCUGGGUCUUGGAACUGACCGGCGAGCUACUGCAGUACCUGCAGAGCCUCUUGGUGGCGCUGCUGUACCAAGUAGAGGGUCUCAGAGAUACCACCAUCAGAGAGAUCAGAGAUCGAGCUGCCAUGUUGGCGGAGCUCAGACCGGUUCAACAGGUCAGAGAGCUCCCAGUCCAGGUCCAACAGGCACUCAAAGACCUGCAGGAACUCUCCAAGAUCCUUUUGCAGCUGGUGAUCAACACAACACCACUUUACAACAUGCUGCAGCAGCCGACCCACCAGGAGGUGGAGGACUUCCUUAACCGGGAGGAAUUUACUUCAGGCAGCUCAUCUCGCCGUAGCUCAGUAAACAGUCUCUUCCUGAAGGCAAUGGACGGCCGUCCUCGCCGCCGUCGUAGUCUUUACUCUCGUUCUAGCCGAGGCUCCGGAGGCCCCCUAACCCUCGACCCUCCCAACGGUCGCCGCUCCAGCCUGAAGGACCCCACCAACCCAGAGCUGGACAGCUUGGCCCUCCCUUCCGAAGGCAACGCCAUCCGACGACCAUCCGCUACCGAGCUGCUGCUCGCACCGCUCAAACAGUUUGUCUCCCAGAGCCAGAAGGCCUUUGAGUUCCUGAGCUCCAAUUCCACCGACAACGCCGCCAUCACUACGGAAGAAGAGGAAUCUUAAACACCAGUCUGUGGUUUGACCCCACCCCAGUCCCAAGUCGAUCAUAACCUCUGACCCUGUCCCCUGACUGGUCUCAGCCUAGCGUCUCGGUCCGUGAUGAUGACAUGCCUUUGCCUCAGCUGCUGCUGGUUUGUGCUUCGUGUUGAGCCAGAAAGCCGUUGACAAAUUAUCGCUCAGUCACUGAUGCUGGAAUUCUGAUUCACUGAGGACACAAUAGCUCUACAAACACCUGUAAGGAGUGGGGAAUUAUGGGUAAUCAGAGAGACUGAUGGGUACUUCAGUUCAAUUGAUUUUAUACAAUAUUAGUGAAAAGCUUGUUUUCAUCUAAUUCUGUCAAAAACAUGACUAAUAUGAUUGCAGCACACAGUGUAAUUCAUUUACAAAAGUUUAAUGGGGUUAACUAACCUAAUGGUUCCCAUGUGUUCAUUUUAUGUCUGGUUUUGUUUUUAUUGAGUUAGUGAUUCAUCCAGAUUGGCUCUGAACUGCUUGGUGGUAACAACAAUAUUCAGACAGGUUUUACUAAAUUUGAGGCUUGAGCUAACAGACAGGAAUUUAUUCAUAUUAGAAGAAAAAGAACUGGACCGAGUACAGAUCCCUGUGGGACACCUCUGAAAUUUCAAAGGUGCAACAAAUUUAAAACCGGUUGCCACUGAAAAAAAACACAACAGAAACUAUUUCCAUGUUUCCAC